Exaiptasia diaphana is the source of this 657-nucleotide messenger RNA. RefSeq names its product coiled-coil-helix-coiled-coil-helix domain-containing protein 2. Gene Ontology annotation, cellular component: nucleus; mitochondrion. The record is from RefSeq and is a predicted model, not a curated record. Gene Ontology annotation, biological process: mitochondrion organization. The transcript is spliced from 3 exons. Lineage: Eukaryota; Metazoa; Cnidaria; Anthozoa; Actiniaria; Aiptasiidae. Bases 64 to 483 code for a protein of 139 amino acids.
CCAUUUUGAGAAGUGAACGUAAGGAACAUACAUCUCUUUAUUUGAAUACUAUUUCUUUCCAAAAUGCCUCGAGGAGGAAGACGAUCGAGUGGCCGUUCAUCUCCUUUAUUUAGUAAGCCUGCACCAAAGGCUGCAGUACCGGCUAGACCUCCUCCAUCAAGCGUUGGUAGUCCACAACCUCGCCAGCCGGGAAUGCUAGGACAGAUCGCUUCUACUGCUGCUGGAGUUGCGAUAGGUUCCACUGUGGGCCAUGUUGUUGGAGGUGCAUUAACUGGAGGGCAUGGAGGCGCAGACAAUCAAGUAGCAGACCAACCAAUGGGUGGAUAUCAACAACCWUAUCAGUCAGGUCAACCACAGCAGAAUCCAUGUCAUUUUGAACUUCAACAGUUUGUUGAAUGCGCACAGAACCAAUCAAAUAUUUCCUACUGUCAAGGUUUCAGUGAAGUUUUAAAACAGUGCAAGCUCCAACAUGGUCUGUCUUAAAAAUUAUGGCUUGAAUCAAAGGAAAAUGGUGUCACAUUCAAGCACUUGCAGAUUCAUACAAUCAAGAACAAGCUUUGUUGGUGAACCUAAAGAGUGAGAACUGUCAUGACUUUAUUGGGAAUUUGGUCAUUUGUGGCUUGAUUUUUAUAUGUGAAUAAAAAUGCUUAAAAACAA